UUCGGAUUAUCAAAGCGAUCCCAAUUUGAAGAAACCGCUCUUCAGACCGACAACUGCGUUUUGUCUUUUGUUUCCACUUUCGGCAAGCCAGGCCACCCAACUUAGGCAACCUCCCAUGCGUGACCUAACCUAACGUAUGGCAUCGAUGUAAACAGCGGUGUUGUUUACCACUGAGCUGUUCCAAAUGGAUGAAAGCAACGAUUCGAGUCUGUGCUGUGAUCCCUUUCACAGGCACAGGACACCCGCAAAAACUUUCCUAAGAGUUAUAAGGGAAAGUGACAUUGAUAAAUACCCUGAUAUCAACUUAGUUUCGGGUCAGUUUUGGUGUGACAACUGUCGGAAAGCAGCUGCCAACAAGAAUGAAGGGAACAAGCAAGACCAACAAGUCCCAGCCACUGCGCAGGCUUCCACCAGUGCUCGACAACAUAGGUUCUCUUCAGCUCAACCAUCUACAUCCGCAGAGACAGGGGAAGAAUGUCACUCCUCAUCAAAGCCCAGUGAUCAAAGCGCAUCAGAAGAGCCGAGUCACUUCUGUUGCGAUCCAUUCAAGCUGCAUAGAGCUAAACAAAUUUCAAAGAACAUCAGAAAAAUUACGGAGAGAGAUGCCUCUCGAGUAACUGGAUUGAUUAUUGGAGCUUUCUGGUGUGAUUACUGUCGCAAGCAAGAUUUACUAUCAGUUGCGGCAUCUUUAGUUCCGUUCUCAACUUCUAAUCUACAGCCAACAGAAAUUUCAUCUCAAGCCGCAGAAAAUGAAAACAUACCAGUCAAACGUUGCUGUAAUCCCUUGAAAAUUCACCGGGGAGAAAAGUCGAUUGUAACCAAGAAUCUCAGAGUAAUCACCGAAGAAGACUCAACAAAAACCGAAGGCCUAGAAAUUGGGAAAUGGUGGUGUUCCUAUUGCCAGUCAAAAACAUAUUCUAUGUUGUCACAGCAGGUUCCAGACUCGCACCCUUUUCAACCUGUUUCUGCCGCAGCCACCUCUGGGAACUUAAUAGAAAGUGUGGAAGGAAUUCCAGAAGAAGCAACUGUUGAACACACUGUUUCUGAAUCAACAACAACCACAUCAGAAAAUCUUUUGCAAUCAGAUUUAGUAUCAAGUAUUGAUUUUGGUUCAAUUGUUGUCCCUACACCUACCUCCAAUGAAGCAAAUGUCACAGUGAGCUCUGAUGAGGAUUUGUGCUGCAAUCCAUUUUCCCUCCACCCUGAAGAAAAACGCUCAAAGAGUGUUAGAAAAAUUUCAGUUGCUGAUGGCAACAUGUUUUCAGCUUUGACUGUGUAUGUUGGCAAGUUUUGGUGUGCUCCAUGUAGAAAAAGUAGAGAACAUGUCAAGUGCUCAUAUAGCUCAGAAAAAAGAAAUAUCUGCACUGGAAAACUUAUGAGAGUGGACUCUUUAACCAAAGAUCAAGAAAGAGCACUGGCAUGGAAUACUGGAAUCUGGACGGAUGCCUCUUCUAAAACUGUAUGCGAGAAACACUUCCAUACGUUUGUUGGUGUUCAUACAGUUGUUGAUCCACCUGUCAUCACUGACCGCUGCUGCAACCCUCUGAAGAAUCAUCGCAAGGGCUCUGAAUCAGUCACAAAUCUAAAUGACAUAAGAAUAUGUGGUGUUCUGAGAGCCAGAGAGAAAAACAUUUUCUUAAAGUAUGGUGAAAAGUACUGCAGCAAAUGCCGGCUUGAAAUUAUGGAACUACCCAACAACAAUCAACAGAGCCAAGAAACCUCCACACCCGUUAUGAGUCAAGGGAGUAGUGUUGGCUUAACAGAGGUGGCCUCCCCUGCGAUUCGUCAGAUUCAAAUGAUAGAAUUGAAGAAAGCUCUUCAAAGCAUUGGCGUAGUUUCUGCAUCAUCUGUCGGUGACUUAAAACAUUCCAAACAAGGAAGAAUCAACGCAGCAAAGAGACACAUAGAAGAUGCUGCAGAGGUCGCAAAAAAUAAAGUAUGUCUAUCACUAGCUCUUGCUAAAGAAGAUGUAGUAACCGAUAACGAGCAAAGUGCACAACAUUUUUUGGAUUUAAUGGUAGAAGUAAAACUGCGACUUCCCAAUGCCAGCAAAUCUCAAAAGUAUCAACUGCUAUCACUUUGGCCUCCAUCAAUGCCACGAAGGGAAGGGGCAGAAUUUUUCAAUGUGAGCAGAACCCUUCUCAAUGCUGCUAUGGAUUUGAGAGAAGAAAAGGGUCUUUUGGCGACUCCUUCAUUUCAGCGAUCCGCGUUGGUUUCUGAGGAGACCAGAAGUGCAGCUGUGAAUUUUUAUCUUGAUGACCGGAACUCCAAAGUUCUUCCUGGACGAAGAGAUGUUGUUAGUCUUGGUGGCGGUGUUUAUGAACAAAAGCGUCUGCUUCUGUCCAACUUGAAUGAACUUUAUGCCUUAUUUAAAGCUGAAUAUAGUGCUGGCAAAAUUGGUUUGUCAGUUUUCUGUUCUCUCCGCCCUAAGUGGUGUGUUACAGCAGGUGCUAAAGGGGUCCACUCAGUUUGUGUGUGCCAAACGCAUCAAGAUACCAAACUUAUGCUGCACUCUCUCCAUAUUAAAGACCACUACAGAGAGCUGAUAAAACUCUGUGUGUGUGAUGACAAGAAUAGGGAAUGCAUGUUAAGGAUUUGCAAAAAUUGUCCUAAACCUUCUGAAAUAUCUGAAAUUCUUGAAGACCUCAUGAUGAAGAGUUAUUUCUCCCCUGAAGACCUACAACUGAUGGAAGAUGGCAGCAUGGAAAAGCGGAGGCUUCUUGCAGAAGAUGUACAAUACCAACAGUGGAAGUCAACAGACCGUGCAGAGAUGAUUUCUGUUGUCUGCACCAGAGCUGACCUAAUUAGCUCAACAACUGACCAAAUUUUAAAAUUAAUUCCUCAUGACUUUGUGGCCAGAAGCCAGUCAGAAUAUCUAAAACAGUUAAAAGAUAAUCUGAAUGAUUCAACUAUUAUAGUGACUAUGGAUUUUGGGAUGAAUUACUCCUGUUUGAUUCAAGGAGAAAUUCAAUCAUACCACUGGUCGAAAAAGCAGGUGACUAUUCACCCUGUUGUAAUAUUUUAUAAAGAUGGUCAAGAAGUGAAGCAUCGCACAAUUGUAUUUAUUUCUGAUGAUCUGGACCAUGAUGCUGAUUUAGUUCAAGUAUUUGAAGAGAAAAUUAUUGAAAUUGUGAAGCAGGACCAUCCUUCCACAACUGAUAUUGAGUUCUUUACUGAUGGCUGUGGAGCACAGUACAAGAACAAAAAAACAUUCAUGAGAGACUGUCAGUGUUUCAAAAAACAUGGCAUCAGAGUCAAGCGCAACUUUCAUGCAACAAGCCAUGGAAAAUGCCUCUGCGAUGCUGCCUCAGCUAGUGUCAAACGCAAGGUGGCCAAUGCCAGCUUGCAACGACCUAUCAACGAACAGAUUAUCAAUGCUUUGGAUGUAUAUCAAUUCUGCAAGUCAUCUGAUUUAGAUAUGCAUUUUGUCAUGGUAUACAAAGCAGAUGUAGAUAAAGUAAGAGAGGCAGCAAAGCUACAAAAAGAACUGCAAGCAGUCCCAGGAACAAGGUCCUUUCAUCAGUAUGUUCCUUUGAAUGAUAAUACAGUUGAAUGCAGAUUCACAAGUUUCGACGAGGAGCCAGCAAUCAUUCAUUGCAUGGAGGAGGUCGCAUCCAACAUGGAUAUUGAUGUUGGAAAAUUUGUUCUUGUUAAAUUUUCAAGAAAGAAGUUCAUUGGAUUUGUAACAGACUUUUGCGAGGAAGAUGGGGAAGUCGAGUUAACUCUACUCCAUCCCAAGCUGCCAGCAACAUCCUUUACCUGGCCAGAUGAUCUGUCAACAAUAAUAGUCCCUCUGCCUCAUGUUCUUGACAGCGUUUCCCUGAUUGAAUGUGAUAACAACCAGUAUGAGUUAAGUGCAGCAUCAAAGCAGAUGCUCACGGCUCGUCAUGUACUUAAGUAAUCAAAAAUAUAAAA
Thrips palmi is the source of this 3915-nucleotide messenger RNA. RefSeq lists its product as uncharacterized. The transcript has 10 exons. The record is from RefSeq and is a predicted model, not a curated record. The coding region runs from base 185 to 3901 and encodes 1238 amino acids. Lineage: Eukaryota; Metazoa; Arthropoda; Insecta; Thysanoptera; Thripidae.